AUGCCGCCAAAGGCAAUGCGAAGUGUGAGUUGUGGUGUGUGCCGGGAUCCGGAUAAUAGCCGGAUGGUAUGCUGCGACGAGUGCGGAUUAUGGUUCCAUUUCGAGUGCGUGGGUGUGAAUGAGGACAUCGAGGAGAGAGAUUGGAGUUGUUCUGAGUGCGUGGCUAAACGGUCAACUCAAAUCCCAUCGGUCACCGUCACAAAUCUUGCAAGGGAUGGAACGGAUUCCAAGUCGAAAGGCGAACAGGAGCAAGCUAAACAACUCAGCGAAUUUCAGAAGAAGUUGGACCAGAUGCAGACAAGGUUCGAUGAACAGCAGCGGGCGUACCAGGUGCUGCUUGAAGAAAAAGAUCGUGAGCUACUUUCCGUGGUGAAAGAACUCAAAUCCCAGUUCGAAUGCCGUUUGGCAGUUAGAGAGCGAGAGAUACGAGAAGAGCUGAGCGUUCCUAUCGCUCCACCGACUGCAAAUUCGACGGUAGUAGGAAGAAAGGAUAACCGGUCAUCGAGUGAGGUGGAAACGGCGAUGGCAAAAUUGGAAAGGCAGCUUGCAGAGAUGUCAGAGAAGCAGGAGCAGCAAACGAGGACUCUGGAGGAGAGAAUAAGGGCGAUGGAGAUCAACAGAAGUCGGUCCAAUCUUUCGGAUGCUGAUCCCAACGAACUCAGCCGAAGUCAAUUGGCCGCACGGCACGCGGUGUCGAAGGAGUUGCCUACGUUUUCGGGAAAUCCGGAAGAGUGGCCCCUCUUCAUCUCGACGUACGAGAGCAGUACACGGAUGUGUGGCUUCAGCGAUGAGGAAAACCUGCUUAGACUUCAGCGUAGUUUGAGGGGGAGAGCUCUCGAGACAGUUCGAAGCCGGCUGUUACAUCCAGUGGGACUUGAAGGCGUUAUCAAGACUUUGCGAAUGUUAUACGGCCGACCCGAGGUUAUCGUCAAUACGCUAGUCGGCAAGAUUCGGGAAAUGCCAGCACCGAAGACGGAGAAACUAGGAACUCUGAUCGACUUCGGUGUUGCAGUCCAGAACAUGUGUGCAACGAUCGUAGCCUGCGGGUUGAACGAGCAUCUAUGCAACGUAGCACUCCUUCAAGAACUCGUCGAGAGACUGCCACCAACUGUGAAGCUCGACUGGGCCAAACAUCGUCAGACAUUGAAGACGGUUACACUGGAAGACUUCAGCAAAUGGUUAGAGACACUAGUGGAAGCAGCGUGCGUGGUAACGAUUCCGUCGACAGUCGGUGUGUAUACUAGCAAGCCUGAAAGGCGCGUGAGGAAGGAGGAAGUUCAUGUUCACCUCCAAUCCAACUUUGACCAGGCAUCGAUAGCAUCGACGACCUCUACGGUGAUCUCCAAGAAAACCGGAAAGCCGUGUGUGAUUUGCCAAGGAGAAUGUAGCAGCGUGGGGUCAUGUAGGAAAUUUCAAAGGCUAGAAAUUGGGGCAAGGUGGGCAGCGCUGAAGCAGAACAAACUGUGCCGGAAGUGUCUGGCGAAGCAUUUCGGAGCGUGCGCGGUAAAGCGAGCUUGCGGAAGAAACGGCUGCUCAUAUAUGCAUCACGAGCUGCUACAUGAUGAUUUCAGAUACCAGAAAACAGAAAACUCCCGAACAUCGGAUUCCAGGGUCGCUGCUGACACAGUUGCCGAACACUGCAAUACUCACGUCAGCUACGCUAGCAAAGUUCUCUUCCGCUACGUCCCAGUAAUCCUCCAUGGACGAGGCAAGUCCGUUCGUACCUUCGCUUUCUUGGACGAAGGCUCAUCAGCGACGCUAAUGGAGCACAGCUUGUUGAGAGAAUUGGAUCUCGACGGUGAACCGUAUCCCUUGUGUCUAGGUUGGACGGGAGAUCAUCAACGACACGAAAUGAGUUCCGUGAUGCUAGCGAUGGAGAUUUCCGGAGUGCGUGAUACGGAGAUAUACCGGAUGCCGAAAGUGCACACGGUGGAGAGUCUUGCACUACCGCAGCAAACGUUGUCAAUGGCGGAGCUAGCAUUGGACUAUAUCCACUUGGAAAACGUGCCAGCGGACUCCUAUUGCAACGUCCAGCCGCGUAUACUCAUCGGAAUGGACAACUGUCGCUUGGGUUCUGCGUUAGACAGUAGAGAAGGCGGAAAAGUCGAACCGAUCGCUGCUAGAACCCGCUUAGGUUGGAUAGUGUUCGGACCAUGCUCUAAAGCUUCUCAACCAUCGACAAACUUCACGGCGCACCACAGCUUCCACGUGUGUCCGUGCUGCGAGCGGAGAGACGCAGAUCUUCACGGCCUCGUGAAAGCAUACAUGUCUCUGGACAGCACCGGAGUAACGAGUUCCGUCAAACCACUGUUAUCGAAGGACGACGAGCGAGCGGAACAGUUACUGAGAUCCUUAACGUGUGUGAAAGGGAAGCGAAUGGAGACCGGACUACUUUGGCGGUACGAUGAUGUUCGUCUGCCAGAUAGCAAAUCGAUGGCGAUGAGACGACUGGUCUGCUUGGAGAAGCGUAUGCAGCGGGACCCUGAACUAGCUGAAUCGGUGAAGCAGAAGCUUCGGGAUUACGAAAGAGCCGGGUACAUCGAGAAGCUAACGAAAGGUCAAUUGGCAGAGAAAUUCGAUCGGGUUUGGUAUCUCCCAAUCUUUCCGGUAGUUAAUCCUAACAAACCAAAAAAGAUGCGCUUAGUUUGGGAUGCAGCCGCUAAAGUCUCGGGAGUUUCGCUGAAUUCGUUCCUGCUAACAGGACCGGAUCAACUAACCUCUUUGGUAUCCGUACUACAGCGUUUUCGAGAGUUCCGCAUCGCCAUCACAGUGUUUAUCAGUGUAGAAACAGAAGAAGAGGCGAUACAGCUAGCGAAAGAUGUCCGGCACGUCCACGCGGAAGCGGGGUUCGAGAUACGGAACUGGCUGUCGAACUCGAAUCGAGUAUUGCAGCAAUUGGAAGCAAAUCCCGGCGAAAAGAGUCUAAACCUGUCGAGUGAGAUGGCGACGGAGAAAGUUCUUGGCUUGUGGUGGUGUACUGCGACCGACACGUUCACCUUCAAGAUAUCUCCGAGAAUCAACGCCGAACUACUGCAAGGUGGCAUCGUUCCAACGAAAAGACAAAUUCUAAGCACACUAAUGACGAUCUACGAUCCACUGGGUCUACUGGCUCACUUCCUAAUGUUCCUGAAGAUAUUGCAGCAGGAAAUCUGGCGGAGUGGUGUAAGUUGGGACGAACCCAUCAAGAACGAGCAGUUUGAGAAAUGGCAGACAUGGUUACACGUCCUUCCGCAAGUGGAAUCUGUCAGCGUGCCAAGGUGUUACCGGAUGAAAACGAGCUUAAGUGAUCGGAAUGCGAUCCAGCUACAUGUGUUUGUGGAUGCGUCAGAGAACGGUUUUGCUGCAGUUGCCUAUCUGCGGUUCGAGGAAGACGGUGAAGUGGAUUGCGUUCUGAUCCGCGCGAAGACAAGAGUGGCUCCGCUGCGAUUCGUGUCGAUCCCUAGACUAGAACUACAAGCUGCAGUCAUCGGAGCCCGCCUUGCAAACGACGUUAUGGAGACACACAAACUGAAACCUGCGCAACGAUUUUUCUGGACAGAUUCACGAAAUGUCCUCUGUUGGCUUAAUUCCGAUCACCGGAAAUAUAAUCCAUUCGUCGCGGUGCGGAUUAGCGAGAUGCUGGAGUUGACAGAGACAUCAGAAUGGAACUGGGUCCCAACAAAGCUUAACAUCGCUGACGAGGCAACGAAAUGGCAGAAGCUGCCGGAUCUCUCUCCUACUAGUCGCUGGUUCCGUGGUCCUGACUUCCUGUGGGGAGCGAAAAAGGAAUGGCCUGUCAUCCAAUCCAAAUUCGAACAGACCGCAGAAGAAAAGCGACCACAUGUAUUGCACCAUUCCGUUGAGCGCGCCCUAUUCCGAGGACCUCUAACGCAAGAGGAAUUUGAGAAGGCGGAGCUCUUCAUCCUCCAGUCGGUGCAAGAUUCGGAAUUCGAUAAAGAAAAAGCCCUGCUGCUGAAGCCGAAGCCGUUACCCUGGAAACACGUGUUGCCGAAGAGCAGUUUGUUAUACAAACUUAGCCCAUUCAUCGGUGGAGAUGGACUGUUGCGAAUGAAAGGUCGCAUAGAUGAAUGCACACAUGUGGAGGAGUGCACAAAGCAUCCAAUCCUCUUGCCCAAGCAACAUCCGGUUACGGACCUUAUCAUAGCUAGUAUCCAUCAGAAGUUCUGUCACAUGAAUCAUCAGACAACGCUUAACGAGAUCCGGCGCAGAUUCUACGUUCCAGGACUGAAAUCGGCCUACAAGCGUGUUCGAGAACGGUGCCAGCUCUGCAAGAUUCGUCAGGUGAAGCCCGAAGCCCCGGAGAUGUCUGGUCUACCGUCCGAGCGUUUGCAAGCCUUCUGUCGUCCUUUCUCCUACGUCGGUAUCGACUACUUCGGACCAAUUGAGUCAGGUAAAACAGUAGUGACCUGUCUAACUAUGCGAGCAGUACAUCUCGAAGUCGCCCAUAGCCUCACCACAGACUCGUGUAUCCUUGCCAUCCGAAACUUCAUCGCCCGAAGAGGUACCCCAGUGCAGAUAGUUAGCGAUCGCGGCACCAACUUCAUCGGAGCUAGUCGCGAGCUGAAGGAAGCCUUACAGCAAGUGAACCAGGACAAACUGAUGGACUAUUUCGUCACACCUGAUACGAAAUGGUCGUUCAACCCGCCCGCAUCACCACAUUUUGGCGGAGUCUGGGAACGCCUCGUUCAAUCCGUGAAGAAAGCCCUGAAGCACCUACAAGUCACCCGCACACCCACUGACGAAAUACUAAGAAACACACUCACCGAAAUCGAGCUUAUUAUCAACUCCCGACCUCUGACCGAAUUACCACUUAACGAUGAGUUUUCCCAAGCGCUCACUCCAAAUGAUAUCUUGAUCGGUUCGUCAGACGGUUCAAAGCCCCCGAUCGCGUACGACGACAGUAGCUACGCCGUGAAGCACACCUGGAAGAUGUCCCAGGUUUAUGCUAACCGAUUUUGGCGUCGUUGGAUAGCUGAGUUCCUGCCCACACUUACACGGAGGACGAAGUGGUUCAACCGAGCCAAACCGAUCGCCGAAGGAGAUAUCGUUGUCAUCGUAGACGACGCACUGCCAAGGAACUGUUGGCCGAAAGGUCGUGUGGUGCGUGCAGUCCGCUCUAAAGAUGGACAGGUUCGACGUGCCGUUGUACAGACCGCACAUGGAAUCUUGGAGAGACCCGCGGUGAAACUAGCAGUGUUGGACGUCGGUGCAAAUGUUGGUACGUCGAAUCGUUGA
Sabethes cyaneus is the source of this 5235-nucleotide messenger RNA. RefSeq lists its product as uncharacterized. The record is from RefSeq and is a predicted model, not a curated record. Gene Ontology annotation, biological process: DNA integration. The transcript is spliced from 4 exons. Gene Ontology annotation, molecular function: nucleic acid binding. The coding region runs from base 1 to 5235 and encodes 1744 amino acids. NCBI's taxonomy places the organism in Eukaryota, Metazoa, Arthropoda, Insecta, Diptera, Culicidae.